AUGUCUUCUCAGUCUGAAAAGGAUCUCUCCUGUCCCGUCUGCCACGACAUCUAUAGCGAUCCUGUCAUCCUGUCAUGCAGCCACAGCUUCUGUCGAUUCUGUCUGCAGACGUGGUGGAGCAAGAAUCUAGAACACAACUGCCCACUGUGUAAGAAGAUAAACCUGUCAAAUGAUCCGCCCCGUAACUUGGCGUUAAAGAACCUGUGUGAGGCUUUCUUACUGCAGAGAGAUAAAAAACCUUCUGCAGGGUCUGAGCCUCUCUGCAGUCUGCACCAUGAGAAACUCAGACUUUUCUGUUUGGAUCAUCAGCAGCUGGUGUGUGUCGUCUGUCGAGAUUCAAAAGCACACAAAUACCACAGAUUCAACCCAACUGAAGAAGCCGCCCAGGAUCACAGAGAGGAGCUUCAGAAACACCUGAAGCCCUUACAAGAUAAACUGAAGGUGUUUGAACAAGUCAAAGGAAACUUUGAUCAAACAGCAGAACAUAUAAAGGUCCAGGCACAGCAGACGGAGAAGCAGAUAAAGGAGGAGUUUAAAAAGCUUCAGCAGUUUCUACAAAAUGAAGAGAAGGCCAGGCUGGCUGCUCUGAGGCAGGAAGAAAAGCAGAAGUUAAGAAAAAUGGAGGAGAAGAUUGAGUCUCUGAGUAGAGGGAUAAAAACUCUUUCAGAAAUAAUCAGAGCCACAGAGGAGCAACUGAGAGCUGAAGACGUCUCAUUCCUCCACAACUACAAACUUUCAGUGAUCAGAGUCAAGCAGCGCCCCCUGUUGGAUGCUCCACAGCUGGUCUCAGGAGCUCUGAUGGAUGUGGCCAAACACCUGGGCAACCUGACCUACAACAUCUGGAAUAACAUGAAGGAGAUGGUCUCCUACACUCCUGUGAUUCUGGAUCCAAACACAGCUCAUCCACAACUCAUCCUAUCUGACGAUCUGACCAGUGUAAGUCUUGGAGGGAGACAGAAGGUUCCUGAUAAUCCAGAGAGGUUUGACUAUGAUAAAGUUGUUCUGGGCUCUGAGGGCUUCGACUCAGGGACUCACAUUUGGGAUGUUGAGGUUGGAGAAGAGGGAUUUUGGGCCUUUGGUGUUGUAAAUGAGUCUUUUGAGAGAAAGGUACAAGCACUGUCAGGUUUCUGGCAAUUAAGUUUCCAGGAUGAAAAGUACAUAGUAGCAACAACACCAGAUACAUAUAAAUACUUGUCUGUAAAGAAGCUGCAGAGGGUCAGAGUUCAGCUGGAGUGUGACAGAGGGAAGCUCUCAUUGUUUGAUCUGGAUGCCAACACACUCAUACACACCUUCAAACACAAUUUCACUGAGAAGCUGUUUCCUUAUGUUGAGACUAAGAAGAAACCACUGAAGAUAUUACCAGUGAUCUUGAAAGUGGACGAGCAUAUAACUCCUCUAUCAACAGGUUUUUGA
Messenger RNA from Pundamilia nyererei, 1413 nucleotides. RefSeq names its product nuclear factor 7, ovary-like. The coding region runs from base 1 to 1413 and encodes 470 amino acids. Gene Ontology annotation, molecular function: protein binding; zinc ion binding. NCBI's taxonomy places the organism in Eukaryota, Metazoa, Chordata, Actinopteri, Cichliformes, Cichlidae. The record is from RefSeq and is a predicted model, not a curated record. The transcript has a single exon.